AUGAACAAGAUGUUAUUUGAAGUAAUUCUUACUAUUACAAUUUGUGUUAUAACAAUUCUGUAUAUUAUUCGUCCUAGCCCUUUGGAUACAAAGCUAUUUGGAGUGUGGGUGGGCGAAAAGAAAAUAGGAGAGACAAGAGUGAGAAGAGAUGUAUGUGGUAAAGAUAAAUUGAUAGAUAGACCCGACCAGGGAUACACAACUUUAUAUGAAUUGGUCCAAUCUUUUCCAACGAAGGUGCAACCUAAACUGAUAGGAUAUAGAGAUGUUGAAGAGAAGAUAGCUGUAAAGAAAAUACAAUGUGAUUUGGAUGGUAAAAGCGUUGAAAAAAUAAUGUACAAAUAUAAGAUGAGUGACUAUAAGUAUUUCUCUACCGUGGAGUAUUACACUUUGAUACACAAAAUUGCAAAUGGACUUGCACAUUAUGGAUUUUCAAAUGGGGAUAAAAUAGCAAUUUACUGUGAGACAAGAUAUGAAUGGAUGGCUUUUGUACUUGCUUGUUCAUGUCGAAAUAUAAUUGUAAUUACAAUAUACACAACACUUGGAAUAGAUUCUGUUAACAUUGCACUUGAAGAAAAUAAUGUAAAAGGUGUCUUGGUAUCAGCAGAGACUUAUUCAAAAAUUUUGUUACUUGAGAGUUUUAAAAAAUUGAAAUAUCAAUUGAUUUGUUGUGACAAUUUAGCUACAAAAAAUGUAAUUACUAUAAACAAUAUGUUGAAUUGUGAUAGUUUUGAAGACGACCCACCUCAGCCCGAAGAUGUUGCUAUGAUCAUUUACACGUCAGGAACUGCUAAAGAACCAAAAGGUGUUGUUGUACUACAUAAAAAUCUGUUUGGGAUAACAUGGAGUUACUGCCAUAAAAUGGGAUACAACUCGACAACACGUUACAUCUGUUAUUUGCCUUUGGCUCAUAUCUUUGAAUUUACAAUUGAAAUUUGUGUGUUAGUGAAUGGAGGAAUUCUUGGAUAUUCAUCCCAAAGAACACUGACACGAGCAUACAUGCAUAACUCCAAAUGUGAUUUACAUGCAUUUAACCCAACUUUCAUGAACGGUGUACCAACUGUGUUUAAUAGAAUUCGUAAAGUAAUCGAAGAUAAAAUAUCAAAAUCUUCUUUUGUGUUACAAUAUCUAUUUACAUUAGCCUUUAUUAUUAAAAAGGAGUUAUACGUCAAAAUGCAAAUGCGCCCAAGACUUCUAUAUUAUCCUUUAUUAGAAAUGUUGGACAUAUUGAUAUUUUCAAAAAUUAAAAACGAAAUAUUUGGAGACACAUUAAAAUGUGUUAUAUUGGGAGGAUCUCCACUCUCACAAGACUUGCAAGAGUAUUUGCAAGUCAUAUUAAGUGGAGUGGAUAUCAUGCAAGGGUAUGGAUUGACUGAAUCUUGUGGCCCAGUGAGUAACACGGUUCCUGGUGAUUCUGUUUGUUGUACUAUUGGAGUGCUUUACCCGAACUUUGAGGCGAAAUUAGUAGGAGUAGAAGAGAUGGGAUAUUCAGUUGAUGGCAAAAUCCCACAAGGUGAACUUCUGAUUCGAGGUCCAUCACUGUUCAAAGAAUACUUCAACAGACCAGAAGAAACACAAAUGGCAAUCACUACAGAUGGGUGGUUUAAAACAGGCGACAUCGCAGAAAUCAGAGAAGAUGGACGAAUCAGAAUCAUCGAUCGAAAGAAGAACUUGGUCAAACAACCCUGUGGCGAAUACGUCUCUCUCGAAAAACUCGAAAUGGUUUACAGCGCUUCGAAGUAUGUUGAAUUAUUUUGUGUAAUAGCAAGUCAGUAUUAUGAUUACACUGUAGGUCUUGUUGUUAUUAAUAGGAGUGCUUUGGAAGAUUUUUCAAUCCAAAGAAAUAUGAAAAGUGAAGAAACCAUUAACAGUCCAGUUUUUAAAGAAGAGGUUUUAAAAUCAUUCAGGGAAGUUGACAAGUGUCUCUCUUCACAUGAAAAGAUUAAACAUUUUCAUAUAAUCAAAGAAGAAUGGACGCCAGAGAACGGGAUUCUUACUGCCGCUUUGAAAUUACGUAGAAAUGUUAUUGACAAGAAAUAUUCAAAACAAAUAGCAGAAAUGUUUCAAAAAAUUUGA
Entamoeba invadens IP1 is the source of this 2073-nucleotide messenger RNA. Its product is annotated as long-chain-fatty-acid--CoA ligase, putative. The record is from RefSeq and is a predicted model, not a curated record. Gene Ontology annotation, molecular function: long-chain fatty acid-CoA ligase activity. Gene Ontology annotation, cellular component: plasma membrane; endoplasmic reticulum; lipid droplet. The coding region runs from base 1 to 2073 and encodes 690 amino acids. NCBI's taxonomy places the organism in Eukaryota, Evosea, Mastigamoebida, Endamoebidae. The transcript has a single exon. Gene Ontology annotation, biological process: long-chain fatty acid metabolic process; long-chain fatty-acyl-CoA metabolic process.